CCGAGCGAGCAAGCGAGCAAGCGAGAGAGAGAAAACCUGAGUCGCCUGUUUCCCCAUCUCCUUCUCGUUUUCCUUCUAUUACUCCGUCCCCGUCACCAUCGCCAUGAGUUUUCUGGCGGAGCGAGCUCUCGGCGAUCCUCUGCUGGUACCACGGUGCUACAUCUCGGCGAUUCGACAAGUUCAUCAUCCACGGCUCAGCUCGGAUCUUCGGCGACUCGCGCACUUCUUCUGCACUGAGGGAGUGUACGCAGCAGCUGAGUUUCGAUUUGCAGGCAGUCCCCGAGCGGUUGUUUUGGCGGAAGCAGUAGCGGUUCAUCGACGAUCAGCCCCCGGAAUCAGCCACGUGUCUACGGUUGUCGACUUCAGCGGCGACAUCAGCACCACCAGCCCGCUGCGGCAUACGACUAUCAAGACGACGCUUCGGCUGUGGGCGCAGCAGUUGGCGUCAGAGUGGAAUCGUUGGCUCACGCCCCACGGGGAUAAUUAUUUCCCCAUGGACGGCAUCGACCUCGACAGGAUCCGAGCUUUCCAGCACAAGCCGGCGGUCACGUGGACGCGGCACGAGGAUCACUGCCAGUGGGCUGAGUACCUUGAGCUGCUUAUCGUCCAGGCGUGGAGAACAGGAGUGCAGGGCGAUCUACUCGGAUUCCUCUUCGGAUCGGUGCGGCCCGACCAUCGCCAACCGAUCGUGCAAGAGCUAACGGUCCCCCUUGCGCAGCUGGCCGACGAUCUCCCACUUGAGAUCGUCUCGCAGAGCGACAACAGCCCAGUCCCGCACGUCCUCCCACGGACAUUGACACCAUACCUUCAAUGGUUGGCGUGCUUGGACGAGCAAGGAAGCAGCCGCAACCCACUGUCACAGCACGAUUAUCUGGACCCGCACGAAAUAGUCGAUCUCGCCUUCUGUCAAGAUCAGACGACUUUCGAGAAUGCGGAGGUAGAGAUUGAAGCGGAAGAGGAAAGCUCGGAAGAAGAAGAAGAAGCUGAAGAAGAGGACGCAGAGGUAGAGACUCCGGAGGAGGGGAGUUACAGUGAGCACAGCGAAGGGGAACAGAGCCCGGAAGAGGAGGAGGAAGAAGAAGAAGAUCAGGAGGAGCUAGAAGAGUCAGAGUGGGAAGGAUUUGAGGAGGAAGUGCAUGAGGAGGCUCGAGCGCAGGCCCAAGCGCAGAAGAGGGAGGAGAUCGUAGCCGGAAAGCGACAGCUAGAGUUUGUCAGCGCAGCGGGUCCGCCGACCCUCGACGAUCCUGGGCGAGAUCAGGGGCCGCCCAAGCCUGAACAUGGGGACCCAGCUGCCGAGACUUCGGCCGCACCGGCAAGGCGGUGACGAAGUCGAUCCCCCUCCCCCUCCACCACCGACCGUCCACUAAUUCGUCCACUUACCGAUGCGGGGCAUCG
Chara braunii is the source of this 1395-nucleotide messenger RNA. NCBI's taxonomy places the organism in Eukaryota, Viridiplantae, Streptophyta, Charophyceae, Charales, Characeae. The record is from the annotation of a GenBank genome assembly.